AUUAUGAUCUAGGCGUUUUGCAACCGCUCUCAAGUAUAUAUAGGAGGAGCGCUCGCCGACUGUACAUUCGCAGGUUCGACUCCUUGGAUACCACACGUACUCGCAAAAAUGAAACUGCUCCUGAUCUCCGCUCUGCUCGGCGUGGCCGCCGCCGGCAUUGCCCCAGCCUACCCCGAGCAGUCCAACCGGCCUCAGGCCUCGUUCGAGAGGAACGCCAGGAUCCUGGCCCUGGACUCCGAUGUGAAGGAGGGCAACUUCAGAUACAACUACGAGACCGAGAAUGGAAUUAAGGCUGAGGAGCAGGGGCAUGAGGCCGACGGCAUCGAGUCCCAGGGUGGUUUCCAGUACACUGGUGACGACGGUCAGAUCUACUCCAUCUCCUUCGCCGCCGGCCAGGGAGGCUUCCAGCCCCAGGGCGCGCACAUCCCCACCGCUCCCCCCGUUCCUGAGGAAAUCCAGAAGGCUCUGGAACAGAACGCUGCUGAUGAAGCCGCCGGUAUCAUUGAUGAUGGUCAGUACAAGCCCGAGCAGCACGGCGCAGGCGCCGCUUUCGGUCACCAGCAGCAGGGCUUUACGCAUGCGCAAGCCAGCGCCGGCUACAGAGGCUAAAUAACGAUGUCCCACUCUAACUGUAAGGUUUUAACAACAAACCAAAACGCUGUCUC
Molecule: messenger RNA, 665 nt
Organism: Cydia amplana
Lineage: Eukaryota; Metazoa; Arthropoda; Insecta; Lepidoptera; Tortricidae
Product: cuticle protein 3-like
Exons: 4
Coding region: 109-609 (166 amino acids)
Cellular component (GO): chitin-based extracellular matrix
Molecular function (GO): structural constituent of chitin-based larval cuticle
Source: RefSeq, a predicted model, not a curated record